Messenger RNA from Danio aesculapii, 696 nucleotides. RefSeq names its product gamma-crystallin M2-like. Gene Ontology annotation, biological process: lens development in camera-type eye; visual perception. Lineage: Eukaryota; Metazoa; Chordata; Actinopteri; Cypriniformes; Danionidae. Gene Ontology annotation, molecular function: structural constituent of eye lens. The coding region runs from base 1 to 696 and encodes 231 amino acids. The transcript has 3 exons. The record is from RefSeq and is a predicted model, not a curated record.
AUGAAGCUAAAGGAACUGCUGCCACACAAGCCAGUGCAUGUGCAUCCGUCUACUCCAGAGUAUCUGGAGGCUUCUACUCAUGUCCUUGUAUUCAACAACUUCUCCCUUGUUCACAUAGCUCUAUUUUUUCACAUAUUUUACUUUACUUCACUUAAACGUAAACUUUCACUUUUUUUAAAGGUCACCUUUUUCGAGGACAGGAACUUCCAGGGUCGCUCUUAUGAGUGUAUGGGAGACUGUGGUGACUUCUCCUCCUACAUGAGCCGUUGUCACUCUUGCAGAGUGGACAGUGGCUGCUGGAUGAUGUACGAUCAGCCCAACUACAUGGGAAGUGGAUAUUUCUUCAGGAGGGGAGAGUAUGCUGACUACAUGUCCAUGUUUGGAAUGAACAACUGCAUCAGGUCCUGCCGUAUGAUCCCCAUGUACAGGGGAUCCUACAGAAUGAGGAUCUACGAGAGGGACAACUUCAUGGGUCAGAUGUACGAGAUGAUGGAUGACUGUGACAACAUCAUGGACCGUUACCGCAUGUCUCACUGCCAGUCCUGCCAUGUGAUGGACGGCCACUGGCUCUUUUAUGACCAGCCCAACUACAGAGGCAGAAUGUGGCACUUCGGGCCUGGACAGUACAGGAACUUCAGCAAUUAUGGUGGCAUGAGAUUCAUGAGCAUGAGGCGUAUCAUGGACUCUUGGUACUAG